UAUUUUUUUUUUACUUUAGAAAUAAUAUAGUAGGAAAACAAAGAUUUUAAGAUUUUUUCCUAUGAAACAUGAAUCGAAUUUGCCGGACAUGUUUUGACCCUGGAGAAAAACUUGUUGGAUUGUGUGAUAUUGUUGUGGAAUCUAAAAGUUUUCUGGAUUUAUUAAGGGAAAUAGCAAAUUUACAGAUUUCAAUAGACGACCCGUUGCCGAAAACUAUUUGCAAUUUAUGCUCUACUAGCGUCAAAAACGCUUAUGAAUUUGUAACAAGGGCGCAUGAGGCAAAUGAAAAGUAUUUAAAAUUAUUGGCUAUUGAUGGUGGGGAUGCCGACCCUCUGGAUGAAAACAAUCUGUUAUCGGAUUGUUUGGAGGAAUCAGCUAUAGACAUACCUGUUGCACAGUAUUUAGGUGAUAUCAAAUUAGAAGUUGUUGGAGACCAAUAUGGCAUGCUGUUGUUGGAUAAAGAGCCUCCUGGAUCUAGUUGUCUCACAAAAGACGACACGGAUAAAGGGAGUGAUGACGAUGAAAUGCCUCUGACUGCCAGCAAUAAAACUUUAAAAACCGACCAAACUCUGUACGAUAGUUGCGCCGAUGAUACAUUCGGUUACGACGAAGAAAGAUUCUUGAAUGCUAGCGAAGAUGGCAAUGCAAAUGAGUAUGAAGACGAUGACGAUUCCGCAUACAAUCAGUCAUCCUCUGAAGGAAGUUACCAACCACGUAAAAAAAUUAAAAAGGAAUCAGAAGGAGAAAAGACGGUUAAAAAGCGCAGGGUUAGGCGGCAGCUUCCGCCAUAUUUUACAAAAAUUAAGGAUAUAGGCGAUAGAUAUGGUUGCUUCAUGUGCGACAAAACCUUCUCACAGCGUAAGGAUUGUGGGCGACAUAUUGCUUCAAUACAUUUGAAAGAAAGUACAUUCCUCUGUGAAUAUUGUCCAGAAUACUUUAAUCGGAAAGAUAAAGUGCGACAUCAUAUGAAACGCAUGCAUCCCGAUAAACCAAGGGCACAGGAAAUAGAAGAGAUCUCUCAAAACCAGCAAAACAAAGAUGAAUCGUCCUCGGAAGAUGAGACGAGCCAAAAGCCUAACGCGGACAAUAACACAGGGAAACGUAGAGUUGGGCGUCGGGCUCCGGAAUACUUUAACAAAAUAAGACAAGUUAAUGAUCGAUUUCAAUGUAUUUUGUGUGAAAAGACAUUUUCAUUGCGCAAAGACUGUGGCCGCCACAUUGCCUCUAUACAUUUACGAGAAACUACAUUCUCCUGCGAAUAUUGUGGCCAACAUUUUGGGCGGAAAGAUAAAGUGCGACAUCAUAUAAAGCGGAUGCACUCCGAUAAUUGCGUAUAUCCAAAGGGCAAGCGCAGAGAAUGGAUGUUCGGCGACCGCCUUUACAGUAAGCCUACAAGUUGGCUACUUGUGGAAUGUAAACUUUGCAAUAUUCAAUUCAGCACAACCAAAGAGUUGAGGGCACAUCUGGGAACUCACAGAUGCGUUGAUUCCCUGAUUCAUUUGAAGAUGGAUAGUGAUAUUGUGACACAUUUAUUCCCCAAUGUUAUUAGUUUGCUGAGUGUCAAGGAACAUAUUUGCAAAGAUAUCGAAGACGGAAACUGGUUCAAGUACUAUGCUGUGUUGAAUGAACAUUCAUUUGAAAUGUCCAUAAGUGAUACAGAAGUCGAGGAUCUGUAUGCGGAAAAUAGUGCCGAUUAUCCUAACUACAAAUGUGAACUAUGUGGAUCAGCAUUCUGCUUUCAGUAUGAAGCAUUUAACCAUUUAAAGGAAGCGCACGGAAGCGACGAAAUGCCUUCUAAGUGUGGUCUCUGUAAACUGGAAUUCAUAUCAUCGAAAAUGUUUGAUCGACACUCCGAGGUGCACUGUCGCAACCGAAAUAAGGUGUUAUUGUGUACCAGAUGUCCGGCUAAAUUUGUUUGGCCGGACAAUAUGAGAAAUCAUAAUUGUGCUACCAAGCCGGAAGUUGUCAUCGAAAGGGAAAUCCUAAAAUGUCAUAUAUGUGGUCGACCAUUUGAGGUGAAAACAAAAUUGCUUAAACAUUUAGAAAGACACAAUCUUGAGAACAAUCCAACCAAACCAAUAAUUCGAUGUGGCCUCUGUGUACAAUCCUUUGACAAACUUAAAUUUCUUCGUGAGCAUAUAACACAGCAUUCAGAUGGUGUGACAGGAAUAGACUUUCAAAAUGGAAUUUACUUCAAAAGAUUUGAACGUUCGAAGACUCAUGAUCGCGCCCUUUUACAACAAGAAAUACACAAUGCUUUUGAAAAGUCGCAAAUUAGUCGUCUUUAUCGGGCCAUCGACAAGGACGGCAUGGAAAUGGAUAUACAUGAUUCGGAUAGUGGAACAGAAGAAGAGACAUUGACCUACAAGUGUGAACUAUGUUUUAUGUUGUUUAACCGGAGGAAGCACUUGCUCAACCACCAAUUCGAAGCCCACAGCGACGUUCCCCUUCCAUAUGCAUGCAAAGACUGCACGAAACAGUUUGUCAGUCAGGAUUUACUACAGCAACAUUUGUACAGAGACUGUUGGAAUGAACAUCGACGAGUGGCCCAACAAUGCGAGUACUGUAAUGCUCGAUUCAUAUGGCCCAACAAUUUGCUAAAACACAAAGAUAUAAAGCAUAAACAUCAAAAGCAACCUAGGCCAAAACGUGCUAGCACUUUGAAGUGCGAAUAUUGCGAAAAAGUGUUUAUAUGGCCCAAAGACUUGGUGCGACAUCGAAAAACUCACACAGAGGGUAAAAAAUUCGGUUGUCCACAUUGCGAUCGCAAAUUUCAGCGGAAGGAUAAUCUCCUGGCUCACAUACGUACUCAUGACCCGGAUGGUAUAACACUGCUUCCCAACUCUAGCAAGGCUAUCAACCACAUCUUACCACACCUGACCAAUCCACAUGGAUGUAAAAGAAUCAAAUGCAUGAUAUGUUAUUCGGAGCACAAUCGCAUAUACGAUUUACGUUCUCAUUUGCGCUCUCACCAAUACUCAAUAAAUUUUGAAAAACGCAAAGAGUCAGAGAGCAUUGCUUUUAUAUCAAAGCAGCUGUAUCCUCAAGUGCUGGCGAUGGACGAAGAGCAUUUGACAAAAAAAAUUUCAUCGGAUAUCAUUGCCGAACGUAGUUUGGAGCGUUUUUACUCGAUAACCAAUGAACAUGGUUUUGAGGUUAGUUUGGACAGUUCGGAAACUGAAAGCGAUUCGGAUGAUGAGAAAGCGGAGAAGAGCGUUGAUGCCGACAAUCCGGAAAAUAGCAUAAAAUUGGUCAAAUCUAGACGCACAUAUACCUGUGAUUUGUGUCCGCAAAUGACAUUCGAUCGCAAAUACAAGGUCUAUGAACAUCAUAACAGUUUGCACAAGUGGGAAGAUGGUCGACACUUUUGCCUACAUUGCAAUGCAAGAUUUUUGUCGUCACACAUGUUGGAAUUGCACUACAAAAAUCAAUGCAAAAAUACGAAAAAACGUCACUUUUGUCGGCAGUGUCCACUGCGCUUUAUGUGGAAAAAUAACCUUAAGACUCACAUCGCAAUGGAACAUCCACAGUAUCAGCCAAAAGAGGUCGAUCAUCAUGCAUCCUUCAAAAUCUGCUAUUUUUGCCAGAGUAAAUUCUGUACCAACAAAGAGCUCAGACAGCACAUGACUUUAAACCACGCCACAGAAACAGAGCUGCGCUACUGUUUCCUGUGUCCGAAAACCUACUACAAAGUGGACCAGCUUAAUGAACACUUAUUGCGCCAACAUAAUAUCCCUUCCGACUACGUGAGCUCUAUCGAAAGUAUAACACAAUCAUUGUGUUCCAAUGGAAAGAAGGAGAUUCAAUGCAAAAUAUGUGCUCUACAGUUCCCAACAAUGUCUGAGCUGGCUGUUCAUUUCUCACCUACAAAUCCGCAGAAUAUGUGCUCAGUGGAGCACUCUAUAGCCAACUACUCCAUAACAAACCAAAAAGGUUUCGAAUUAAACCUGGUGCUGGAUUCGGAGACUGAGUCGGAGGAGACCUCUACGAAGGGGGGAGACCAAAAGGAAAAUCCAACGAAAACUUGCAAGCCCUAUACGUGUUCCAUAUGCAAUGUAUCAUGUGAUCGUAAAUUCCAAAUGGUUCACCAUCAACGGUCUAUGCACAGCUAUGAACACUUGAAUCUAAAAUGCGAAAAUUGUAUUUUUAAAACAUCUUGCGAGAAACUGUUGCAGUACCAUAUGGCGACCCAAUGUUUUAAUGUGGAGAAACAAUUUCAGUGCGACAUUUGUAAAUUUAAAUUCAUGUGGGAGGAGAAUUUGCAAAACCACAUUGCCAUUUGUCAUCAACCGUCAUCAGCGGCGGACGAUGAUCACGCCGACCUAAAGCCUCCGGAAUGGAUAGACAACAGAAACGACACCAACAUUUUUGAGUGCAUGGAAUGUCAUCGACGUUAUAAUCGCAGAGAUCGCUAUAAAGCACAUUUCAAAAAAUUCCAUAGUGACCUUUCUAAUCUAGAUGAAUCGCUAAAGAUAAAGGAGCGUGCAAAAGGAUUACCAAGCAAGACCAAGAAUUUCUUGUGUGCAUUUUGUGGUGUUUCUUUCUCGAACAACUCAAAUUUGACCGUACACAUGCGGCGACACACUGGCGAGAAGCCUUUCAAAUGCGAUCUUUGUCAAAUGGCGUUCCCUCGCUCGUCCGACCUGCAGUCUCACCGUCGCACCCAUACUGGCGAAAGACCGUAUAAAUGCGCACAUUGCGACAAAUCAUUUUCACGCCAAUACAAGCUCAAUGUCCAUAUGCGUAUCCAUACUGGCGAGCGGCCGUACACGUGCACGUACUGCGGAAAAAGUUUUACGCAAUCCAAUGAUUUGACGCUGCACCAUCGACGUCAUACUGGCGAACGGCCUUACGUAUGUGACAUAUGCGGCGAAGGCUUCAUUUGUGCUACAUCCUUGAAACAGCACAGAAAUUCGAAAGGCCACUUGGAGCAUGUCGCAGACACCGAAGAAGAUCGAGUCAAGCAAUUAACUCAUUUUGAAAUGAAUUUUUAAUUUGAGUUACUCAUACUCUGGUCCUCGAUAAAUAUGGAUAACUUAAGACUUUUUCAUUUUAAUUAUUAUAUUGCAUGCUACCAACUAAUCUUAAAUUAAUCAUAAAAAAGAAAUGAGCACAGCUACAAUCCUUUACGAGGGCUUUGGAGAAUUAAAUGUUAAGCAAGCCGUUUUUCCCCGCUAUUGCAGGCAGAAAAUGUGACGGGAAACGAACUUUCCAAACAAUUUCUCAAAUUUGCUAACAAUACCCUUGUAAAAUUAAUAGUCUUAGUAAUAGGACUGCAGCGCACGAUCCUUCGGCGGAUAGUCUAAGCCAAUACUAUAUGAAAAAAAAUUAAUUCGUAAUUUAUUUGUCGUAAGCCAUACAAUUAAUUUUAUAAUCCAAAAAUUGCAUAGAAAACGUAUAAUAGAUACACGAGUACGUGUAAUAAAUAAACACUUCAAAAUUAAAUUGUAGCACCUUUGCUCCUGUUCUACAAGGUGACAAAUGAGCACCACACAGGCUGGAAUAUUGAGGUCCGAUCUGUGUGGGGUUCAUUGCUGCGACGAGAAGUGGAAUGCUCCAUACAGAUUAGCAGGAAGUGAUUGUAAUUUUUUUAAAAAUUGAUUGCCUAAUUUUAAAAUGUAUUAAAAAUCUGUUCCCUUUUGCGUAAUUAAGAACAAUGCAACAAAAUCAAACCAAAGUCAUAAAUUCAAUUAAAA
Messenger RNA from Stomoxys calcitrans (stable fly), 5696 nucleotides. RefSeq names its product zinc finger protein 91. The record is from RefSeq and is a predicted model, not a curated record. Gene Ontology annotation, cellular component: nucleus; chromosome. Gene Ontology annotation, biological process: regulation of transcription by RNA polymerase II. Bases 69 to 4994 code for a protein of 1641 amino acids. The transcript is spliced from 10 exons. Gene Ontology annotation, molecular function: chromatin insulator sequence binding; zinc ion binding. Lineage: Eukaryota; Metazoa; Arthropoda; Insecta; Diptera; Muscidae.